AUAAUGGCACCCAGUGGUCUGGCCCUGGAAAUCCUAACGGCCAAAGAGAAGAACAGACUCAGGAAACCCAUCGUGGAGAAACUGCGCCGGGACCGGAUUAACAGCAGCAUCGAGCAGCUGAAGCUGCUCCUGGAGAAGGAGUUUCAGAGACACCAGCCCAACUCCAAGCUGGAGAAGGCCGACAUCCUGGAGAUGACAGUCAGCUACCUGCGCCACAGCCGAGCUUUUGCAGCACCCGCCAAGAGCCUGCAGCAGGAUUACUGUGAAGGGUACACCUGGUGCCUCAAGGAAGCGCUGCAAUUCCUGUCUCUCCACUCGGCGAGCACAGAAACCCGCAUGAAGCUCAUUUGCCAUUUCCAGAGGUCACAAGCAGCACCCAAGGACCCUGGUUCUUCUGCACCCGACUCCACCCACCAGCCCUCCCCAAAACAAGCGGCACUGAAGCCCUCCUGCAGCCUCUGGAGGCCUUGGUAG
This is a messenger RNA of Merops nubicus (carmine bee-eater), 474 nucleotides long. RefSeq names its product transcription factor HES-5-like. The coding region runs from base 4 to 474 and encodes 156 amino acids. Gene Ontology annotation, cellular component: nucleus. The record is from RefSeq and is a predicted model, not a curated record. Gene Ontology annotation, biological process: regulation of neurogenesis; regulation of transcription by RNA polymerase II; anterior/posterior pattern specification. The transcript is spliced from 3 exons. Lineage: Eukaryota; Metazoa; Chordata; Aves; Coraciiformes; Meropidae. Gene Ontology annotation, molecular function: protein dimerization activity; DNA-binding transcription factor activity, RNA polymerase II-specific; RNA polymerase II cis-regulatory region sequence-specific DNA binding.